Molecule: messenger RNA, 731 nt
Organism: Racocetra persica
Lineage: Eukaryota; Fungi; Glomeromycota; Glomeromycetes; Diversisporales; Gigasporaceae
Source: the annotation of a GenBank genome assembly
CACCAGAAGAUAUAAAAUCUGUUGAUGAAAUUUCUGGCUCAUCUGGAGAGGUUUUUAAAAACAUUAAUCAAUUCCCGGCAGAUCGUUAUUACGUAACGAGUGUCGAAUGGGCACGCAAAAUACUCGGUGGGGAAGCACGCGUUAAUAAUAGAGAAAUAUGGGCUGAACUUCCAGCACCAAAUAUUUCAUUCCCACAAAAUAUUUCAAAGUUAUUGGUAUUGGAUCAUGUAAUUGAUGCUGUAAAUGUGGGAAUGCUAAUUCGUGCUGCUAAUGCCUUGCGUUGGGAUGCCAGCUUUUUUAUAGCUGGUACCAUUGAUCUUUUUGAUGAACAAGUAAUUCGAACAUCUCGCUGUACAUCUGUAACGUGGCCGUCAAAAACUGGAUUUUGGCAUGACUUGUACGCACUGACAAAGGAACAUGAUUUAACAUUGGUCAUAGCAGACACUAUGCCACAAAAUAAAUUGAUCCAAAGUCAGAACAAUAUCUGUUUUUGGAAUCCGACCACACAAGAAAUUUAUAAUGAGAUACCAUCUUCGCGUAUUGCACUUGUGUUAGGCAGUAAGAUGCACGGUGUUACUUAUCGGGAUGCAGGUCAAGAUAUUAUACGUGUAUCGAUUCCUAUGUUAAAUAAUGUAAAUUCGUUGAAUGUCGCGAUGGCUGGAAACAUACUUAUGCACGAAAUAAAUCGUCUAAUGAAUACUAAUAAAAAAUGUAUUGAAAAUAAAACAUAA